Messenger RNA from Manduca sexta (tobacco hornworm), 2313 nucleotides. RefSeq names its product 4-coumarate--CoA ligase 1. Gene Ontology annotation, biological process: long-chain fatty acid metabolic process; fatty-acyl-CoA biosynthetic process. Gene Ontology annotation, molecular function: long-chain fatty acid-CoA ligase activity. NCBI's taxonomy places the organism in Eukaryota, Metazoa, Arthropoda, Insecta, Lepidoptera, Sphingidae. The transcript has 9 exons. Bases 284 to 1897 code for a protein of 537 amino acids. The record is from RefSeq and is a predicted model, not a curated record.
UAUCACAAAAUCUCAAUGAAUAGUUUCAUUUUUAUCAUUGUUUAGGAACAAGUAUCUUGAGUUGUUCUAACUAUAUUGAUAAUAUCAAAGUUGAAAACGCAUUGCCGAGAGUUUUUAAAUAUAUUAAACAAGCGAUAAGAACAGAACUUUUAUCAGUUGAGGUCUAUUCACUCUUGGCCGACCGUUUUAGUUUAUCAUUCAUAUUUCACUCAUUCAUAUUACGUCUACAGCAAAAAAAAAUUGCAAUUUAUAAACAAAACAUUCGACAUACUACGUUACUAACAUGAUUACCCAAGGUAUGGUCACGGGAGGCCCUUCAUUAAGCAUACCUGCUCAUUUAUCUUUUGGUCAAUAUGUCAUAGACAGAUUAAGAAGUUUUUGCGAAACAAACAAAGAUUGCUUGAUAAAUUAUGAAACUGGAAAUAAAGUUACGAGUAAAGAAUUUUUAAAAGAUAUAGUGAGCAUUGCAACAGGAUUAAGGAAGUUGCAAUUGAAAAGAGGAAAUACAAUAGGCAUUUUCAGUGAAAAUAGAAAUGAAUAUUUGGCUGUUGUUCUUGGAGCUGUAUGCUGUGGUGCCACCGUGACGACGAUCAAUGCAAUUUACAAACCCGAUGAACUAAAGCAUGCAUUAAGCAUAGCAAAUCCAACUGUGAUGUUCUGCUCCCAAUCAACCCUGAAAAAUAAUUUGAGGGUUUUAAAGGCAACACCUUCCAUUAAAACAAUUAUUCAAUUCGACGGGACGCCUACUGAAACAGGAAUCAUUCGGUACAAAAAAAUUAAGAUGGACGCUAAUAUUUGGGAGUUCGAACCGGCAGAUGUACAAGGAUCCUCAGACACUCUAUUCUUACAGUACUCUUCCGGGACUACAGGUUUAUCCAAGGCUGUCAUGCUUACCCACCUCAAUGUAUUAUACGCUGUAGCUUGUUUUGACUAUGGAUACAUUCGUGAAUGUUGUUCAAGAAUUUUAAUUGCCAUGCCAUGGUCGCAUAUAUAUGGAUUAGCAGUCACCAUACACUUAUUGACCUGCAAUAAGUUAGUUGUAUAUCUGCCAAAAUUUUCUAGUGAUCGAUAUUUCGACGCCAUUCAGAAAUAUAAGAUAGAAGCUUUGUACACGGUUCCUCCAAUUUUGGUAAUAAUAUCAAAAUUGCCAAUCGUAUCACAGUGGGACCUGUCCUCAAUUAAAAGGAUUUCGUGUGGCGCAGCGCCUCUGAGCGCAGAAACAACUCAAAGCGUCCUAGAACGUUUACCAAACUGCACAGGAAUAAUUCAAGGAUAUGGCAUGACAGAACUUUCUUUGGGAGCAAUAAAAUGUACGGACGAUUUAAACAGCGUCAAUAAGCCUGGAAGUUGUGGUCGCCCUGUACCAGGCGUAAAAAUAAAGGUAGUAAAUAUAGAAACGCGUGAAAUAUUAGGCCCCUACAUGGAGGGUGAGAUUUGCAUUAAAGGACCUUUGGUUAUGAAAGGGUACGCUGGAAAUGCAACUGCAACUAAAGAGAUCAUGGAUAAUGAAGGCUACCUAAAAACUGGGGAUAUUGGCUACUACGAUGACGAUGGAUAUUUCUUUAUAGUCGACCGACUGAAAGAACUCAUUAAAUACAAAGGAAAUCAGGUGGCACCAGCGGCAAUAGAGAGCACGCUGUUGCAACACAGCUGCGUGGCAGACUGCGGCGUGGUAGGCGCGCCCGACGAGGCGGCGGGUGAACUACCCACCGCUUUCAUUGUUCUCAAACCAAACGUAAAGCCUAAUAAAGAAGACAUAUUACAAUUUACUGAACAGAAAUUGUCACCGGUAUCCCGACUGCGAGGAGGCAUCAUCUUUACUAACGAAAUCCCGAAAAAUCCCUCCGGGAAGAUUUUGCGUCGAGUGUUAAAACAAAGGUUAUCACAAAUAAAGUAAAAAAGAAUGGUUGAAGAAACAGUAAAUAGUGUAUUUUAGCAGUGUCCGACCACCUGUCGGCUUCGGCAUUUAACCUGGUUAAUUUUGCUUAAAUUGUUUUUUUAUUAAGUGCAACAAUUAAUCAUUAAAUUAAAUUGACGGCUUAACGUAGUCAAUAAUGUCAGUGUUUAUAGACUUAUUGCAGUGUUUCUUUAUUGUAAUAAUCAACCAAAAUAUAAUAUUGAUUUAAUGUCAUGUUAUAAUGGGAACUACGUAAACAAAUGUAUUUACUGCCUUGUUAGUGACUUGUUAUUUACUGACAAAACUGUCAAUUAUUACUAUUCAUAACAAUGUGACAAAGACUAAGGAUGCUUAUGGAUUAACCUAUAUUCGUCACCAUUACAAAAAAAAUAACAAAACAUAGACCUAUAAGUAUA